Molecule: messenger RNA, 672 nt
Organism: Camellia sinensis
Lineage: Eukaryota; Viridiplantae; Streptophyta; Magnoliopsida; Ericales; Theaceae
Source: RefSeq, a predicted model, not a curated record
AUGGCUAAAGCCAUAAGGCAACAACAGCAGUGGCAACAACAACAACAACAACAACCACCACCACCCCCAUCUCCAAUGCCUGUGCCACCUCCAGCUCCAGGGUGUCAGCCGCAGACUUAUACUAUUGCUUUGACUAGAGAAUUUAAAAAAAUGAAGCCACCAGAGUUUCAUGGCGGAAUUAAACCAUUGAAGGCCAAAGCUUGGGUCUUACGAAUUGAAAAAUUAUUUGAAGUGUUUCCAUGUACCGAUGCUCAGAAGGUACAACUAGCUGCAUUCACAUUGGAAGAUGAUGCAUGGCGUUGGUGGAUGUUGGUUCGAGAUAACAACAAAGACGCUACUUGGGCUCGUUUCCAAGAAAUCUUUUACGAGAAAUACUUUCUACAAUGUGUGCGGGAUAGAAAAGCAGUUGAAUUCAUGGAAGUCAAGAAAGGAAAGAAAUCAAUUGCCGAAUAUGAGGCUCAGUUUAUAAAGUUAGCUUGCUUUGCACCCCACAUGGUAGAUACAGAUUACAAAAAGGCCAGACAAUUUGAGGGAGGUUUGCGUGAUCCAAUUUUGGAUAAAAUCAAUGUGCUCAAAUUGCUGACAUACGUGGAUGUACUGAAUAGGGCACUAAUAGCUGAAAGAAAUGUGGCCAAUCGUAAACAGAACUUCAAAUGGAAGGGCAAAAAAUAG